Molecule: messenger RNA, 648 nt
Organism: Lactuca virosa
Lineage: Eukaryota; Viridiplantae; Streptophyta; Magnoliopsida; Asterales; Asteraceae
Source: the annotation of a GenBank genome assembly
AUGGAUUUCCGCUCUACUCCUUGUACAUUUCUUGGUUAUAGCCCACUACACCAUGGUUACCGGUGCCUUGACACCUCUACGGAUCGAAUCUACAUUGCUCGCCAUGUUCGAUUUAAUGAGAAUGUUUUUCCGUUCAAACGCCCACCUCCUCCUAGUACCACUCCUGCCGCUACGUAUGUUUCGUCUCUCCCGAGUUUUAUACCCGAUCCUACUUCUACUACUACUAUUGAUGACUCACCUCCAGCCACACCUCCUGCAUCUCCUAUCACUACUCCCUUGGCAGCAUCGCCACCCCUCACCACCGAAACUACCCCGCCUGAGUCGUUUGAUACCUCUCCUGCUGCCACGCCACCUCCUGCUCCACGGACCCAAACAGAUGAAGUAGCAAUAUGGCCACGACAUUUCCUCAAGGAACAAACAACAUUCAUAGUUGCUGAUGAUCUUACAGUAACAGCCUCUCCAUCGAUUGCUACAAUUUCAAAAUUCAACACACGUGGGGUUCCUGUUGAUGAUAUAGAGGUUUUGGAAGCGAGCAUUGGUGAACAUGAGGCACUUUUACUUAUCAAGGCUCUUCUUACCUCAACAUCAGCUUUAACUGAUUGUCUUGACCCAUUUAGGAAGAAAGCAAAGGUAAAAUCAUUGACUUGA